UGCGUGUGCUUCGCGGUACGGCGUCAUCAAAGCAACAUGCGACGUGUCCUGUUUGCAAUGUGACGCCAUCGACAUUGAACAUCGAAGAUAAAGAGUCGUGCAUGAUUGUGCGUGCACGCGGAGGCUGCUGAGCAGCGCGCUUCGCUCUCUCCUCCCAGCGUGAACGCGCGGCGACGAGCGGCGGAUUAAGGGCGCUCCGCAUCAUCAGGUCAUCGACGUCGGCCGACGGACAACAGCGACCGUCGAUGUUUUCGGCCGUGUUGCUUUUGGUGACGUCACGAGGUGGCGGCGGAUCAACAGGACACGUACGCCGUCGGCGAUUCUGAGCAACGAGUCCACAGCACCGCCAGAUCCUCGCGCCAGCGCGCGUUCCGUCUGACCCGAGACACCGAACCGUGCUCGGAACCAGAUCAACAGGAGACUUGAAGGACGAACGUUGUGACGGCCUCUGGAGAUGGAGGUGCGUGGUAUCCUCCUGUUGGCGCUCCUGCACUGCCUGUCGGUGGCGCUGUGUGGCUGCGAGCCUCGCCAGGUGAACAUCGGCGCAGUGCUGAGUCACAAGCGCUAUGAGCAGGUGUUCAAGGAGGCGGUGGCGACAGCCAAUGCGGCGUUCGGCCGUGACAAGUUCAAGAUGAACGCCAUCUCCGUCACGCACAAGCCCAACGCGAUCCAGAUGGCGCUGUCGGUCUGCGAGGACCUCAUAUCCAAUCAGGUCUAUGCCAUCCUGGUCAGUCACCCCCCUCAGUCCAACGACCACCUGACGCCGACGCCGGUCUCGUACACUGCUGGCUUCUACCGGAUCCCUGUGGUGGGACUGACCACUCGAAUGUCCAUCUACUCCGACAAGAGCAUCCACCUGUCCUUCUUGAGGACUGUCCCGCCGUACGCCCACCAGGCCCAAGUCUGGUUCGACCUGAUGAGAGAGUUCCGCUGGAACCACAUCAUCCUCAUCGUCAGUGACGACCACGAAGGCCGAGCAGCCCAGAAGAGAUUGGAGACCCUGCUGGAGGAAAGGGAGACCAAGACUAAAAACAGGAACUUUGAAAACAGCGACCAACACAACUUUGACUUCCGGAGAACACCGAAGGCGGAGAAGGUUCUGCUCUUCAGCCCUGACACCAACUUAACAGCUCUUCUGCUGGAGGCCAAAGACCUUGAAGCUCGAGUCAUCAUCCUGUCAGCCAGUGAGGACGAGGCCGCCGGAGUGUACCGGGCUGCUCGGCAGCUCAACAUGACGGGAUCCGGCUAUGUGUGGCUGGUGGGGGAGCGGGAGAGCUCGGGCAAAGCCAUGACCGAAGCCCCCGACGGCCUGCUGGGCCUGCAACUCAUCAACGGAAAGAACGAGUCGGCCCACAUCAGUGACGCGGUCUCAGUCGUGGCCCAGUCUCUACAGGAGCUCUUCGAGAAGGAGAACAUCACUGAACCUCCACGUGGCUGCGUGGGAAACACCAACAUCUGGAGGACCGGCCCACUCUUUAAACGAGUGCUGAUGUCAUCCAAGUAUCCUGAAGGACUGACGGGCCGCAUCGAGUUCAACGACGACGGCGACCGACGCUUCGCCACCUACAGCAUCCUCAACUACCAACAGAAGAUUGGCCGAAUGGUCCCAGUCGGAGUCUUCAACGGGUCACAGGUGGUGAUGAACCCUCAGAGGAAGAUCAUCUGGCCCGGGGGAGAGACAGAGAAACCAGUUGGAUACCAGAUGUCGACCAAACUGAAGAUUGUGACCAUUCAUCAGGAGCCCUUUGUCUACGUCAAACCCACUAAGACGGACGGCACGUGUAAGGAGGAGUACACCGUCAACGGAGUGCUCAUCAAGAAGGUCAUCUGCACCGGACCCAACGGCACCAUUCCAGGUGAGAGGAGGGAGAGUGGACGAGCCGGUUCUCUGAAGACCCAUGUGUGUUGGUGGCUGUGCGCAGGUCAGCCCAUCGUCCCGCAGUGUUGUUACGGCUUCUGCAUCGACCUGCUCAUCAAGCUGGCCAUGAGCAUGAACUUCACCUACGAGGUUCACCUGGUUGCCGACGGCAAAUUCGGGACUCAGGAGCGAGUCAACAACAGCAAUAAGAAGGAGUGGAAUGGGAUGAUGGGCGAGCUGUUGGGGGGCCUGGCCGACAUGAUCGUGGCCCCGCUGACCAUCAACAAUGAGCGCGCUCAGUACAUUGAGUUCUCCAAACCCUUCAAGUACCAGGGACUCACCAUCCUCGUCAAGAAGGAAAUUCCUCGUAGCACUCUGGACUCGUUCAUGCAGCCGUUCCAGAGCACACUGUGGCUGUUAGUCGGUCUGUCGGUCCACGUGGUGGCAGUGAUGCUCUACCUACUAGACCGGUUCAGCCCGUUCGGAAGGUUCAAAGUCAACAGUGAGGAGGAGGAAGAAGAUGCCCUCACACUGUCCUCCGCCAUGUGGUUCUCAUGGGGAGUUUUGCUCAACUCCGGGAUUGGAGAGGGAGCACCCCGGAGUUUCUCUGCCAGGAUUCUAGGAAUGGUUUGGGCGGGUUUCGCCAUGAUCAUCGUGGCCUCGUAUACCGCCAACCUGGCAGCCUUCCUGGUGCUGGACCGGCCUGAGGAGCGCAUCACUGGCAUCAACGACCCCAGGCUUCGGAAUCCGUCAGACAAGUUCAUCUACGCCACAGUGAAGCAGAGCUCGGUGGACAUUUACUUCAGGCGACAGGUGGAACUGAGCACGAUGUACAGGCACAUGGAGAAGCACAAUUACGAGAGCGCAGCUGAGGCCAUUCAAGCCGUCCGAGACAACAAACUGCACGCCUUCAUCUGGGACAGCGCCGUGCUGGAGUUCGAGGCAUCACAGAAAUGCGACUUGGUGACGACCGGAGAGCUGUUCUUCCGCUCGGGUUUCGGGAUCGGGAUGAGGAAGGACAGUCCGUGGAAACAGAACGUGUCACUGGCCAUUCUCAGCUCUCACGAGAACGGCUUUAUGGAAGAUCUGGACAAGACGUGGGUUCGAUACCAAGAGUGUGACUCCCGUAGCAACGCCCCUGCCACCCUGACCUUUGAGAACAUGGCAGGUGUCUUCAUGCUCGUUGCCGGAGGAAUCGUGGCUGGGAUCUUCCUUAUCUUCAUCGAAAUCGCCUACAAACGGCACAAAGACGCCCGACGGAAACAGAUGCAGCUGGCGUUUGCUGCCGUCAACGUGUGGAGGAAGAAUUUGCAGCCUUAUCCGACCGACAUCACUGGACAGUUGAACCUGUCGGAUCCAUCCGUCAGCACCGUCGUCUGAGAUCCACAGACGAGUCACUGCUUCUGCUGAGCCACACACACACACACACACACACACACACACACACACACACACACACACACACACGUUUGUAUCUCUAUUCUUGUGGGGACCUCUCACUGCCAUAACCCUUUCCCCAGCCUCUUCCCCGAAACCUAACCAUCAGCUUCUUCCCCGAAACCUAACCAUCAAAAACACAUGGCUCACCUUAACCAGGACUCUGAACCAAACUGAAACCCAACUGUAAUGACCCAGUUAUUUUGACGUCAUCAUCCUCAAGUUGAGGUUUAACCUCGUGAGGUGUAGCAAGGACCCCCCAUAAGGAAGUGUUUCCAAGAAUUAUAUGAUACAAGUAUAGGAUACAAGGUACAGACAGAGACAGCCUCAAACACACUAACAAACACAGACAAACGUUUGUAUCUCUAUUCUUGUGGGGACCUCUAAUGGCCAUAACCCUUUCCCCAGCUGACCCAGUUAUUUUGACGUCUCAAGUUGAAGCUUAAUCUUGUGAGGUGUAGCAAGGGCCCCCACAAGGAAGUGUGUUUCCAAGAAUUAUAUGAUACAAGGUACAGACAGAGACACACUCAAACACACUAACAAACACACAGACACUCGUUUGUCUUCCUAUCUUAGUGAGUACCAUCAUUGACAUACAUUAACAUAACCCAAUCCUCAGCCUCUCCCCCAAACAUCUAAAACAAAUGGCUAAACUUAACCUUUACUCUUAACCAAACUAAAACCCAAUUAUAAUUACCCAGCUAUUUUGUAGUUUUAACUUUCAAACUGAGGCUUGACUCAGUGAGGACCAGCCAAAAUGUCCUCACUCAGUUGAUUAAAAACUCACACAGUUCCUUACAAAGGUAGAAGUACACACAUCCCAACACACAGAAUCACACACACACACACAGAUUUGUUGUUCUAUCCUUGUGGGGACAUUGUGAGAUUCUCAUUGCCAUGGUCCUUUCCCCAGCCACUCACCCUAAACCUUACCAUCCUAAUAAUAAUAAUGACCCAGUUAUUGUGAUGUCUUCAGCCUCAAAGUGAGACAUCACCAUGUGGGGACCAGCCAAAUGUCCCCACAAUGUCAUACGGUCCUCACAAGGAUAGUGUUUUGUCAAGAAUCGGUCCCCACAAAGUAGGAUUAACAAAAUUAAGUACAAGGACGCGCAGACACAAACACAGAAACACACACAGACACACACAGCAACACAGAGAUACAGACAGAGUCACACACCGUUGUCGGUCAUCUGUAGCUGCCUGCUUCCAGCUAGCAAGGCUAUUAUUUUGAAAUAAGCUGUUUUACGGUGCUUUAGUUUGGUAGCUGUUGGUGUCGGACCACCAGUUCCUCUCAUCGUAAAUCAAAACAUCUGGACUGGCUUUCUGCUUCCUGUCUGUGAAACUAGUCAUGUCUGGCCCCGCUGGAUCUGGUCCAGCCUGGUCUGAUCCUGCUGGGUCUGGUCUAGCCAGACUAGGUUCUCCUGGGUCUGGCCCCACUGGAUGUGGUCUGACCUGGUCUGAUCCUGCUGGUUCUGGUCUAGCCAGACUAGGUUCUCCUGGGUCUGGCCCCACUGGAUCUUGUCUGGCCCGGUCUGAUCCUGCUGGUUCUGGUCUAGCCAGACUAGGUUCUGCUGGGUCCGGUCUAGCCAGACGAGGUCCUGCUGGGUCUGGCUCCGCUGGAUCUGGUCCGGCCCAGUCUGACCCUGCUGGAUUUUGCCUGAUGUAUUAUGAUGAGAAGGUUAUCCAAAUUUCCUUGCAACAACAUGAUGUCAUCCAUCAGAUGAUGGUGAUUGAAAGGUUGUGGGUUUGAAUCUUGGAGCGUUGUGGCGAGCAAAUGUUUCGCAGUUUUUGUUGUCUGGUUUUAAGCCAAGCCACGUCAAGCCAGCAUCAUAUGACUUUCAUUUUGACGCGUGAGUUGACUGCCGAGACUUUUUGAUGAUGUCAUGAACCCCGCUGAUGUCAGACCCGCCUACCUCCAAGACUGUGACAUUGUCUACUGUAUGGAUACAUUUUAGUCUUUGAAAAUAGUUAAGUGCUCGUCACUAGUUUCACGGCCGAUGUGACGUCUGUGCAGCUAAUUCAACGCUAACCGUUGGUUGUCAUCGCUUUGUACUUUUGCAACACUCGACCGGUGACUAGCCCAGUGAAACCAUGUCCAAACCCAUUGCAGCACGUAAAUCUUAGCCAUCGUGUCAGCAGUGAACCACUGCCGUGCCGCUAGCAAAACGCUAAAGGUGCAAUUGCAAGUCAUAACUAAGAACGGCAACAAAUGAACACCUGACUUUUGAAAUGUUGCUUCUGUCUACAUAUUGAUGAGAUGUCUACUGAAGGUACGUCAUGAAAAGACAACGUCACCAACAUUCGUGUUUAAGAGCUCCAUCCACUACAGCAGAGCUGGACGUUUAUCUCUUGAUGCGUGGAUCGUGGGCACGACUCUGGAAGAGUAUCCUCAGUUAGCAGCCAGUGCUAACGCUGUAGCGUUUCACUCAUUCCUUCAGCUGUACAGUUCAUCACCUAGCUAGCCGGCUAGCCGUCCUGUUACAAUCGCAUUGAUGUUGAUCUGCUUAAGAUGUUCAAUCACUUUGCUAGCUUUCGCUCACGUGCUAACAUGGCUCUCUACUGCCCCCUGUGGUCCGGACAACAAUCUGACUUUGUACCAGUUUUAACUGUGAUGUCACUUUUUUAUGUAAACACUGAAACUUAAUAUGUUUGUACAGAAAUUAUGAAUAUCAAGAUGGUGAUGAGGACUGAAACUGUAUGUUUACAAUCAUCAGUAAUAAAAAGUGUUAUGUUAA
This is a messenger RNA of Synchiropus splendidus (mandarinfish), 6030 nucleotides long. RefSeq names its product glutamate receptor ionotropic, NMDA 1-like. Bases 455 to 3238 code for a protein of 927 amino acids. The transcript is spliced from 20 exons. Gene Ontology annotation, biological process: regulation of membrane potential; monoatomic ion transport; chemical synaptic transmission. The record is from RefSeq and is a predicted model, not a curated record. NCBI's taxonomy places the organism in Eukaryota, Metazoa, Chordata, Actinopteri, Syngnathiformes, Callionymidae. Gene Ontology annotation, molecular function: NMDA glutamate receptor activity. Gene Ontology annotation, cellular component: synapse; plasma membrane; neuron projection.